UCUUGGUUCUAAGGCCUGAUGGGCUCUGUUCAGGGCUCUGGGAUCCUUCCAAGAGUAAACUGGGUAAGCUCGGAAUGGGGGGAAUAAGGGCACAGCUUGGCAACAAAGCCAGCUUCUCCAGCCCGCGUGCUAGGGGAAUCUAGAAGGUAACUACGAAUCCCAGAAUGCCCUACGAGUCCCGGCAGGCGGAGCGUACCAAGCGGCGAUUUCAAUUAGUCCACGCGCACGAACGGCGCCCUGGGAGGAAAAAAGAACCCGGAUGUCGGAGCCAGUUAAGAAAGUAGGGACCGAUUUUAGACAUCCUGGUCUCUCAAAGAGAGGCCUCCCGAAAUAACGCGGCCGAAGGCCCGACGCCAAGUGCUCCACUCGCCUCCCCAACGCCAAGCGGCGUCUACACCCGCGAGAAUUCACCACCUGAGCCGCCGCGCCUUCCACGCUCCCCUGCUCAGGCACACAGCUUCCCGUCCUGGCCCCGGCUUCCCUCCCCGCGAGAUGCUCGCCACGCGCAAACUCGAGUAACCAGACCAAUCGAAGAAAGCUACGAGCUCUUGGCCAAUCGGGACAUCACUAGGGCUCUAGUGCCUUCCAGACUGCCUUUCGGAAGCCACACCUCUUCCCCUUCGGCCAGUGGCCUUGAGCCACGUGAUCAACCGCGUGGGCUGAGAAAGGACGGUGGAGUCUGAUUUCUGUGUGCGGGCCUGAACGCCACAUCCAGUUGCUCUAAAAACUGAAACUCUAUCCUUGAGAUUUGGGAGGAUCCUUUCUCGUUCUCACAUCGGCUCAUCCUGAAGACCCCACAUGACUUCUCCAUGCUCUGUCCCCCUAAAACCCACAAUCCCCCCAGUAACCCAAGACCCCAAUAUUCCACCUCCUUUACCCCCAGAUCCUCUGGACUUAGCUUUGCCAUCCCCUCCCUGUAGUCCCCAGGCUUCAGUUCCACCCCCACCCCCACUGCCUCCUCCACCCUCUACUGUGGAGGUUGCUCCCCCUCAUGUCUACGGCGUGGAGAAGAGCCGGCUGCUGAAGGAGGCCUUGGAGAAGGCUGGCCCAGUCCCCAAAGGCAGAGAAGAUGUGAAGAGGCUCCUGAAGCUGCACAAAGACCGGUUUCGAAAUGACUUGCAAUGGAUCCUCUUUUGUGCCGACCUACCGUCGCUCAUCCAAGAAGGCCCUCAGUGUGGACUGGUGGCCUUGUGGAUGGCAGGCACUCUUCUGUCAACCCCGGACACUGACAGUGUCUCUCUGGAAAGACUGGUGCAGGUAGCCAUGGAGAGAGGCUACACGGCACAGGGAGAGAUGUUCUCUGUGGCUGAUAUGGCCAAACUGGCCCAGGAGACCUUGGACUGCCAGACUGAGCUCCUCUGUGGUGGCCUGGGUGGUCCCAACAGAGAUCGGGUCCUGCAGCACCUCAUCACUGGACAUCCCUUGCUCAUCCCCUAUGAUGAGGAUUUCAACCAUGAGCCGUGCCAAAAGAAAGGCCAUAAAGCCCACUGGGCAGUGAGCGCAGGGGUCCUGAUAGGUGUGCAGAGUGUACCGAUAUUUGGCUACACAGAAGACUCUGAGUUGCCAGGCCUUUUCCACCCAGUGCCUGGCACGCCCUGCCAAUCACCAUCCCUCCCAGAGGAGAGCUCCCCAGGUGCCAUCUUCCUUCUCUCCAAGCAGGGCAAGAGUUGGCAUUACCAGCUGUGGGACUACAACCAAGUCCGGGAUAGCAACCUGCAGCUGACAGACUUCUCUCCUGCCAGGGCCGCUGAUGGACGGGUGUACGUGGUACCUGCUGGUGGGGUACAGGCUGGCCUCUGUGGCCAGGUCCUGCUGCUUAGACCACAGGAGUAGAGCCAUUAGCUGGGGCUGGGGCACCUGCCUUGAAGUGCCCUCCAUCACCAUUAGAGUACCUCAGCUUCAUCCCCUGUGAGACGUCUACAGUCCAGCCUGUAUCUUGAGGGCCUUCGGCCUUCUGCUAGAAAUCUCUCACACAGUCACCCCAUCUAUGGCGUCACAAGCUUGACCACUGUCCAAAGUCUAAAUUCAUCACUUGCAGGAUUAAGCAUGCCUUUGGUUAAGGGAGACUUUUUUGGGUUUUUGUUUGUUUGUUUGUUUGUUUUGUUUUUCGAGAAAGGGUUUCUCUGUGUAUCUCUAGCUGUUGUGGAACUCUUUGUAGACCAGGCUGGCCUCAAACUCACAGAGAUCCACCUGCCUCUGCCUCCCUGAGUGCUAGGAUUGAAGGCAUGUGCCACCACAGCCCAGCUUCUUCUUCUUUUUUUUUUUUUUUGUUUAUUUUUUAAAGCAUAAUCUCUGCCUGGGGUGGUGGCACCUACUUCUAAACCCAGCACUCAGAAGGUAGAGGACUGGUUCUCAGCCUGUGGAUCAUGACCCCUUUGGGGAUCAAUACCCUUCAACAGGGUUGCCUAAGAGCAUUGGAAAACACAAAUAUUUACAUUAUGAUUCAUGACAGUAGCAAAAUUACAGUUAAAAAGUAGCAACAAAAAUAAUUUCAUAGUUGGGGGUCACCGACCA
Molecule: messenger RNA, 2514 nt
Organism: Microtus oregoni (creeping vole)
Lineage: Eukaryota; Metazoa; Chordata; Mammalia; Rodentia; Cricetidae
Gene: Actmap
Product: chromosome unknown C19orf54 homolog
Exons: 8
Coding region: 799-1833 (344 amino acids)
Source: RefSeq, a predicted model, not a curated record